Molecule: messenger RNA, 531 nt
Organism: Papilio xuthus (Asian swallowtail)
Lineage: Eukaryota; Metazoa; Arthropoda; Insecta; Lepidoptera; Papilionidae
Source: RefSeq, a predicted model, not a curated record
AAUUAAAGAACCGUAUCAGUGUUCACACGUAAACAACACAGACCACUACAAACAUGAUGAAGCUGGUGGUGUUGUCUUGCCUGUUGGCCGCCGCGACUGCGAGCCUUAUCGCGCCCCUCGCCUACUCGGCGCCCUACGCCUACCCUGCGGCACUUGCCUACAGCGCGCCUCUCGCCGCGCCUUACAACUACCGCGGUCCGUUGUCCCUAGCGCCAGGACAGUCCGCCAACAUCCUUGCCGCUGACGGCAGGCCCCUCGACACCCUUGACGUUAACCUGAACCGUGCCGCACACUACACCGCCAAGGCGCUUGACAACGGAUUCCACCUGCUGAAGAAGCGCUCCGUGAUCACUCCAGUGAUCGCAGCCCCACUGGCACAUGUCGCGACCCCACUGAUCGCCCCCGCAGUUCGUGUUGCCUACACCGCACCUUACGCCGCUUCCUACAUCAGCCCUGUUGCCUACGCCCGCACCGCUACACACGUCACUCGCGUCCUGUAACAUAAUACUUAUUAUAAAAAAAAAACUUAAA